AUGACUGACUUGGGAAAACUCUCUUAUUUUCUUGGAAUAGAGUUCAAGGAAACUAAAGGUGGAAUUUUUAUGCAUCAAAGCAAAUAUACUACAGAUGUGUUGGAAAGGUUUCAGAUGCUGAACUGCAAUCCAGUUUCAACACCUGUUGAUACUGGAAAUACACUUGACAAGUCUGAGGGAGAUCAAAUGGUGGACAAGACUUUAUAUAGGCAAAUGGUAGGAUCUCUGAGAUAUGUUUGCAAUACGAGGCCUGAUAUUGCAUAUGGAGUAGGGCUUGUGAGCAGAUAUAUGGAGACACCAAAGCAAUCUCAUUUGCUUGCUGUUAAGAGGUUGCUCAAGUAUGUUAAGGGAACAAUUGGUUAUGGACUGAUGUUUCCUAAUAAAUUUAGCAGUCCUAAUCACAAUAUGGUUGGAUACUCUGAUGCUGAUUGGUGUGGAGAUAAAGCUGACAGGAAAAGCACCACAGGCUAUGUAUUCAUGCUUGGAGAUGCUCCAAUUUCCUGGUGCUCAAGAAAGCAAUCUGUUGUGGCUUUGUCUUCAUGUGAGGCUGAGUAUAUAGCAGCUAGUAUGGGUGCCUGUCAAGCAUUAUGGCUGGAAACUUUGCUUGAAGAAUUGAAGACAGAGACUGAGGAAGGGAUGCUGUUAAUGGUGGAUAACAAAUCUGCAAUAAAUCUGGCUAAAUCUGCAGAACUCAAGUUUCAACUUUCUUUUACUUAUUUGGUCCCUUAG
This is a messenger RNA of Cajanus cajan (pigeon pea), 729 nucleotides long. The record is from RefSeq and is a predicted model, not a curated record. NCBI's taxonomy places the organism in Eukaryota, Viridiplantae, Streptophyta, Magnoliopsida, Fabales, Fabaceae.